AUGAAAGCUGGGGACGAUUGGCUGUUGAUCCAGAGAUCUUCUCAGAUCUGAACAUAACCAAGAGCUGCUGUCCUCAAUGCUAUUAGCUAUUACAUCGAACUGGGAGGUGGGAGCCCUUAUUCACUAAACCGAGAGAGAGAGAGACAGACAGAGAGAGCGGAACAACUUUGAUAGGAUAUCAACUUGUAACUGUUAAAUGAGAGGUGAAUGACACGCAGAGAGCGUGUCGCGCUAACCAGGAGCAGAGCGCACUAUCUUCUCUCGGUUACAACAUCCUGAUUAUUUCUAUUGUAAUAAUAUAUAGAAGUAUUUCUUUAUUCAUUUCAUUCCCUUAUUUUCUUUAUUUAUUUAUUUCAAUGAGUGUCGAGUUUCUCAUGAGAUUAUAUAAGUUUUCAAACAGGUUGAUACCACCCAUUUUCACACAUAAGACGACUUGGGAAAACGCGUUCUGAGCGACAGCUCUUCACCAGCAAGUUAAGCUGAAAGUGUCCACCACUCUCACUGGGACCAUGGCGAUCUGUCCGCGGUUACUGCUGCUGCUCGGAUGGAGCUAUCUAUUCGGAGGAUAUUGCGCGAUGUUGAAAGAUCAUUUCACAGAUUUAAAAAUGAAAGGUACAUCUGGGCACUCCGGUGCGGCCCGGGGGGACAAAGACCGCUCAGAGAAGGAUGAGCACGACCUACUUCUACAGGAUACUAUGACGGAACACAUGCAGAUUCUUUACGAACAAUACAACCGUGCAGGAUUUUCUUUCCGGGACGGGAAUACGGUCAGGAGCUUUAAAGCGCGCUGGGGCACCAUCAACAACAAGCAGUUCCAGAUCUUCAACCUGACGUCUCUCACCAAGUCAGAGGCCAUCCUGUCGGCGUCGCUCCACUACUACAUAGGAGACCUCCAGAACAGCACCCAGCACCCGGGCUGCAACAGCACCACCAGGCCCAAGCCCAAGAGCUGUGGAGCUCCGUCCCCAUCCCUGUCCCGCCACGGCCCCAGUAGACACAGCCACGUCCAGAUGGGUGUGUGGAGCUUCGCCUCAGUGGAUAAACAUAUCAGGACUUUGGGCCACUUUGUGAUCAACGUGUCUACACUAUACAGGGACUUCAUCUCUUGGCAGUGGAAGGAUGUCACUCAGGUGGUGAACCAAGCCAAGCAUCAUGAUGAGCUGCUCAUCGGGGUAGACGUGGCAUCCCAGCCUGGACCCAGGCCCUGGAAGAAGCUCCUCUCAGACCGCUUUCCUUACAUCCUGGUCUACGCCAACGACUCGACCAUCUCCGAACCAGAGAGCGUGGUGUCAACACUACAGAGUCAUCAGAGGCAUCAAACCACGAUGACCACGGAACAAGGAGCAUUCGCCUCCGGCUUCCACAAACUGGGGCUGCACGCUCAGAAUAGCACCGCCGCUCAACAACAGACCCCUCCUCACAGACGCCGGCGCUCGGCUAGCGUCCUCCUCCCGCUCCAGAACAACGAGUUACCGGGGCCGGAGUACCCGUCUGAGACAACGGACUGGGACGAGACCAGCCCCUACGAACCGCUGGAGAACAAGCCGGUCCGUCGGCCGAGGAAAAAGACGCGUGGUAAGAGCCAGAGGCACGGCGGUAAGAUGCCCCUGCUGCAGUUUGACGAGCAGACGAUAAAGAAGGCUCGUAAGAAGCAGUGGAACGAACCACGGAACUGUGCUCGUCGCUACCUGAAGGUGGACUUUGCAGACAUUGGCUGGAGCGAGUGGAUUAUAUCUCCCAAGUCUUUUGAUGCCUACUACUGCUCAGGGUCGUGCCAGUUCCCCAUGCCUAAGUCUCUGAAGCCUAGCAACCAUGCCACCAUCCAGAGCAUUGUGAGAGCGGUAGGGGUGGUAUCUGGUAUCCCUGAGCCCUGCUGUGUCCCAGACAAGAUGUCUUCCCUCUCCAUCCUCUUCUUCGACGAGGACAAGAACGUGGUGCUCAAAGUCUACCCAAACAUGACUGUGGACUCCUGCGCCUGCAGAUAGGGACAAUUACCACACACACACAUACACACCCACACAGGCACAUUCACAAAGAAACACACACACAGCUGGACAAUAAGAAAUGCUCUCUCUCUCUCUCUCUCUCUCUCUCUCUCUCUCUCUCUCUCUCUCUCUCCUCUUUCUCUCUCUCUCUCCUCUUUCUCUUUCUCUCUCUCCCUCUUUCUCUCUCUCCCUCCCUCCCUCUUUCUCUCUCUCCCUCUUUCUCUUUCUCUCUCUCUCCUACUCUCUCCCUCUCGCUGUCUCUCUCACAUCAAAAUCAAAGUGGUGCCGCCUACAUCUUUUGCAGAUGUUAUUGCAGGUGCAGUAAUACCUACCAAUACAAAACAAUGCGCACAAAUCCCAGAAAGUAAAAAAGAAAGAAAUUAAGAAAUAUCAGAAAGAGCAAUGUCAGAGUCUGGGAAUAUAAAUAUCUACACUGAGUGGACAAAACAUUAAGAACACCUGUUAUUUCCACGACAGACUGACCAGGUGAAUCCAGGGGAAAUCUAUGAUCCCUUAUUGAUGUCACUUGUUAAAUCCACUUCAAUCAGUGCAGAUGAAGGGGAGAAGACGGGGUUAAAGAGGGAUGUUUAAGCCUUGAGACAUGGAUUGUGUCUGUGUACAUUAAUAUACAGUAUAGACAUUAUAUGAAUAGAAAAGGUUUGUACAGCAGUAGUUAUAUAGGAUGAGCCUUCACUAGAAUACAGUAUUAUACAUAUGAAAUGGGUAAAACAGUAUGUAAACAUUAUUAAGGAGACCAGUGUUCAAUGACUAUGUACACAGGGCAGAGUACCCUGCACCUUAGAGUGGUAGCUGGCUAGUAACAGUCACUAAGGUUCAGGGCAGGCUACUGAGUGGUAGCUGGCUAGUAACAGUCACUAAGGUUCAGGGCAGGCUACUAAGUGGUAGCUGGCUAGUAACAGUCACUAAGGUUCAGGGCAGGCUACUGAGUGGUAGCUGGCUAGUAACAGUCACUAAGGUUCAGGGCAGGGUACUAAGUGGUAGCUGGCUAGUAACAGUCACUAAGGUUCAGGGCAGGGUACUAAGUGGUAGCUGGCUAGUAACAGUCACUAAGGUUCAGGGCAGGGUACUGAGUGGUAGCUGGCUAGUAACAGUCACUAAGGUUCAGGGCAGGGUACUGAGUGGUAGCUGGCUAGUAACAGUCACUAAGGUUCAGGGCAGGGUACUGAGUGGUAGCUGGCUAGUAACAGUCACUAAGGUUCAGGGUACUAAGUGGUAGCUGGCUAGUAACAGUCACUAAGGUUCAGGGCAGGGUACUGAGUGGUAGCUGGCUAGUAACAGUCACUAAGGUUCAGGGUACUAAGUGGUAGCUGGCUAGUAACAGUCACUAAGGUUCAGGGCAGGGUACUGAGUGGUAGCUGGCUAGUAACAGUCACUAAGGUUCAGGGUACUAAGUGGUAGCUGGCUAGUAACAGUCACUAAGGUUCAGGGCAGGGUACUGAGUGGUAGCUGGCUAGUAACAUUCACUAAGGUUCAGGGCAGGCUACUGAGUGGUAGCUGGCUAGUAACAGUCACUAAGGUUCAGGGCAGGGUACUGAGUGGUAGCUGGCUAGUAACAGUGACUAAGGUUCAGGGUACUAAGUGGUAGCUGGCUAGUAACAGUCACUACGGUUCAGGGCAGGCUACUGAGUGGUAGCUGGCUAGUAACAGUCACUAAGGUUCAGGGUACUAAGUGGUAGCUGGCUAGUAACAGUCACUAAGGUUCAGGGCAGGCUACUAAGUGGUAGCUGGCUAGUAACAGUCACUAAGGUUCAGGGCAGGGUACUGAGUGGUAGCUGGCUAGUAACAGUCACUAAGGUUCAGGGCAGGCUACUAAGUGGUAGCUGGCUAGUAACAGUCACUAAGGUACAGGGCAGGGUACUAAGUGGUAGCUGGCUAGUAACAGUGACUACGGUUCAGGGCAGGGUACUAAGUGGUAGCUGGCUAGUAACAGUCACUAAGGUUCAGGGCAGGGUACUAAGUGGUAGCUGGCUAGUAACAGUCACUAAGGUUCAGGGCAGGCUACUGAGUGGUAGCUGGCUAGUAACAGUCACUAAGGUUCAGGGCAGGGUACUGAGUGGUAGCUGGCUAGUAACAGUCACUAAGGUUCAGGGCGGGUGGCUGAGGUCCUUGAUGAACUUCUAGAUGGUAGCGGGGUGAACAGGACGUGGCUCUGGUGGCCGAGGUCCUUGAUGACCUUCUAGACGGUAGCAGGGUGAACAGGACGUGGCUCUGGUGGCUGAGGUCCUUAAUGACCUUCUAGAUGGUAGCAGGGUGAACAGGACGUGGCUCUGGUGGCCGAGGUCCUUAAUGACCUUCUAGAUGGCAGCAGGGUGAACAGGACGUGGCUCUGGUGGCUGAGGUCCUUAAUGACCUUCUAGAUGGUAGCGGGGUGAACAGGACGUGGCUCUGGUGGCCGAGGUCCUUAAUGACCUUCUAGAUGGUAGCAGGGUGAACAGGACGUGGCUCAUGUGGCCGAGGUCCUUAAUGACCUUCUAGAUGGUAGCGGGGUGAACAGGACGUGGCUCUGGUGGCCGAGGUCCUUAAUGACCUUCUAGAUGGUAGCGGGGUGAACAGGACGUGGCUCUGGUGGCCGAGGUCCUUAAUGAUCUUCUAGAUGGCAGCAGGGUGAACAGGACGUGGCUCUGGUGGCUGCGGGCGGUGCAGUUGUCGUAACAGGCGGUGAUUCAGCCUCACAGGAUGCUCUCAGUGGUGCGUCUGUAGAAGUUCGGGAGGUUCGUAGAGGCCAAGCAACAUUUCUUCAGCCUUCACUCACAGACACACACACACACGCAGACACAAGCACACACACACAGAAUAACCUUUCUGCAACAAAGCCACCUAGUGAUUACUGUCACCUAUCUACAUGGAUAUGAGAUGGUUGGUUGAUUAACCUUUUCAGGAAAGGACUGCUUGACCUCCUAUUGGAAGCCUGAAGCACCCUGUAGAAUGCUGAAGCACUCUGUAGAAUACUGAAGCACCCUGUAGAAUACUGAAGCACUCUGUAGAAUAUUGAAGCACCCUGGAGAAUGCUGAAGCACCCUGUAGAAUACUGAAGCACCCUGUAGAAUACUGAAGCACUCUGGAGAAUGCUGAAGCACUCUGGAGAAUACUGAAGCACCCUGGAGAAUGCUGAAGCACUCUGUAGAAUACUGAAGCACUCUGGAGAAUACUGAAGCACUCUGGAGAAUGCUGAAGCACUCUGGAGAAUACUGAAGCACUCUGGAGAAUGCUGAAGCACUCUGGAGAAUGCUGAAGCACUCUGGAGAAUGCUGAAGCACUCUGUAGAAUACUGAAGCACCAUGUAGAAUACUGAAGCACUCUGUAGAAUACUGAAGCACUCUGUAGAAUACUGAAGCACUCUGGAGAAUGCUGAAGAACUCUGGAGAAUGCUGAAGCACUCUGGAGAAUGCUGAAGCACUCUGGAGAAUACUGAAGCACCCUGGAGAAUACUGAAGCACUAUGGAGAAUACUGAAGCACUCUGGAGAAUACUGAAGCACUCUGGAGAAUGCUGAAGCACUUUGGAGAAUGCUGAAGCACUCUGGAGAAUGCUAAAGCACUCUGGAGAAUGCUAAAGCACUCUGGAGAAUGCUGAAGCACUCUGGAGAAUGCUGAAGCACUCUGGAGAAUGCUGAAGCACUCUGGAGAAUACUGAAGCACCCUGGAGAAUACUGAAGCACUCUGUAGAAUACUGAAGCACUCUGUAGAAUACUGAAGCACUCUGUAGAAUACUGAAGCACCAUGUAGAAUACUGAAGCACUCUGUAGAAUACUGAAGCACUCUGGAGAAUGCUGAAGCACUCUGGAGAAUGCUGAAGAACUCUGGAGAAUGCUGAAGCACUCUGGAGAAUGCUGAAGCACUCUGGAGAAUACUGAAGCACCCUGGAGAAUACUGAAGCACUCUGGAGAAUGCUGAAGCACUCUGGAGAAUACUGAAGCACCCUGGAGAAUGCUGAAGCACUCGGUAGAAUACUGAAGCACCCUGUAGAAUACUGAAGCACCCUGUAGAAUACUGAAGCACCCUGGAGAAUACUGAAGCACCCUGUAGAAUACAGAAGCACCCUGGAGAAUACUGAAGCACCCUAGGGAGAAUGCUGAAGCACUCUGGAGAAUGCUGAAGCACUCUGGAGAAUGCUGAAGCACUCUGUAGAAUACUGAAGCACUCUGUAGAAUACUAAAGCACUCUGGAGAAUACUGAAGCACUCUGGAGAAUACUGAAGCACUCUGGAGAAUACUGAAGCACUCUGUAGAAUACUGAAGCACUCUGUAGAAUACUGAAGCACUCUGUAGAAUACUGAAGCACUCUGGAGAAUACUGAAGCACUCUGUAGAAUACUGAAGCACCCUGGAGAAUACUGAAGCACUCUGGAGAAUACUGAAGCACUCUGUAGAAUACUGAAGCACUCUGUAGAAUA
Molecule: messenger RNA, 6396 nt
Organism: Oncorhynchus masou masou (cherry salmon)
Lineage: Eukaryota; Metazoa; Chordata; Actinopteri; Salmoniformes; Salmonidae
Product: bone morphogenetic protein 3-like
Exons: 3
Coding region: 510-1985 (491 amino acids)
Cellular component (GO): extracellular region
Molecular function (GO): cytokine activity; growth factor activity
Source: RefSeq, a predicted model, not a curated record